GUUUCUUCUAUAUGACAAAGGACAGGGCAGUUUAUUUAGUUAUCUGAAACUCAGAGAAUUUCUACCAACUUUCCAUGACAAAAUCUUGAAGAGGCCUUUUCAUGACUUCCAUGGUGACGGUUUUGGAACUCCGAAUAAAGAGCCAAAACGAAUCAAUAUUUUCCAGAAAGCUGUUGGGGAGGCUAGCCUGCUUGCUUUUCUCGAACCUCUGAUUCGGAAAGUGGUAAGAGAAGAGACAGAAUGUGCUAUUUCCAAGCUUUUCCCCUCGUCUUCAAGCAGCUCAGUUAGUGAGGCUGAAACAACAACAGCAGGUUGUAAUCUGCAGCUGAUGUUCGAAAGCAAACUGCCAGACCGAAUAUUCACAAAUAAUCCCCUGAAAGCUGAUGAUGGCAAACCAUUGAAAAUUCUACUAUAUGAUGCCAAUUCGAAGACUAUAGUGCAAUCUGGUCCACUAUCAUCAGCGGAGGUCGAUUUUGUUGUCAUCAAUGGACUAUUUUCCAGUUAUAGAGAGGAUUGGACCGAGGAGGAUUUCAAUUCUAAAAUUUUAAGUGAAAGGGAAGGUAAAAGACCUCUCUUAGCAGGACAUCAGAGUAUCAUCUUGAAAAACGGGGUUGGAUUUAUCGGUGAUCUUAGUAUCACUGAUAAUUCCAGCUGGAUACCAAACAAGAUGUUCAUAUUGGGAGCUAAAAUUUCACCCAAAAGUUAUGGAGGACAAAGAGUUAGGCCAGCCAGAAGCUAUCCUUUUUCUGUCAAGGACGGCCGUGGAGAGGGGUAUAUGAAGCAUUAUCCUCCAAGAUUGCAAGAUGAAGUGUGGCGUUUGGAGAAAAUACGAAAAGAUGGUAAAUUCCACGAGCAGCUUACUUUGCACGGAAUUCACAGUGUCAAAGACUUUCUCCUUUUGAAUGAAACGAAUCAACUGAAAUUACGCCAUAUACUUGACCGAAUGUCGGAUAAGAUAUGGAGAAAAGUUUUGGAUCAUGCAAAAACUUGCACUAUGGACGAGUGCACGGUUUCUAGAUACCCAAAUGGAUGGCAUGGGUCAUGGAUUGAAGAUCUGAAUAAGCCAAUAUAUCUGAACAGAUUUGAUGAGCAGCGGAACCCGAAACUGCCAUUGACCUACCCACAAGCUGGUCCUUCCAAUUCUCCCUAUCCAGGAAUGCAAUCUUUGGGGCCUAGCAUCGUACAUUCACAAGCAGAGAACCUGCAAAUUGGUGCUUCAAAUAAUUACGACAGUGAAGAAGAUGGAGCACAGUCUUUAAUUUUCCAAAUCCAUAGCAAUCUCACAGACCAAGCUUUUCCUCCAUCACUGCAGCCUAAUUACUCUGUAGAUGACUCUACCUUUCUCCCACAGACUCCAGUUUACUUCCCUCUACUGACAAGCGAACACGGAGACAAUUUGCUUCCUUCUCCGAGCUAUGCAGCGGACGCCGGGGGGUGUAGCAUUUUCCCUUAUAUGGAUCACGGCGCAGAUAUCUUAAAUGGAGCAGAUUAAGUUUCAAGCUGUUCCAUGAGAGUAUAUUGUGAAGCUAUGCCGAUCCAGAUACCGUCUCACCAUGCUUGAUUCUAAAAGCGCCGAGCAACUUCCUUUGUAGUCUUAGUGUCAAGUUACUGCACACCCAAAGUGGAAAGCAUCAGCUAAAUUUGCAGGUCCUAAUCUAUUUGGUUAAGCCUUUUUUUUUUGGUAGAUAGUCCUCUCAUGUGUUUUCCUGCAGAGUAUUUUUUUCUUUCCCUUGGGGCCAAUGUGCAGCAAAGGGUCCUUGUAAAGAGUCUGCUUUCCUCAUUUUAUCUUUGUUUCAUCUCUGCAAGUCGAAAUUGAUGUAACUUACAAUCAAUUUGAAAGGAAAAUAUUUUUCUUUCCAAUGAACUUCUCAAAGAAUACAUGUUCUUA
This is a messenger RNA of Cucurbita moschata (crookneck pumpkin), 1888 nucleotides long. Its product is annotated as calmodulin-binding protein 60 C-like. Gene Ontology annotation, biological process: regulation of salicylic acid biosynthetic process. The record is from RefSeq and is a predicted model, not a curated record. NCBI's taxonomy places the organism in Eukaryota, Viridiplantae, Streptophyta, Magnoliopsida, Cucurbitales, Cucurbitaceae. Gene Ontology annotation, molecular function: calmodulin binding; DNA-binding transcription factor activity; sequence-specific DNA binding. Gene Ontology annotation, cellular component: nucleus. Bases 329 to 1492 code for a protein of 387 amino acids. The transcript is spliced from 9 exons.